UCGUAAACAUCUCGGUUGCAUCCACUCCUACUAUCUGCCAAUAGGGGAUUAAAAACUACAUGGCAACUCCUCUUUUCGGUAUUCAGCCGAACCUAGGUUUCAUGGCGUGCGGAGAACAUGGACGCAAUGAGCUCUGCAACUUUUAGUACGGUGGAAGAGCAUUGUGAUACUGCGGAGGUUUCAGCGACGCGACCUGCAGCGUGUUUUGGAAAUUGUGCUGCAUGCGGAACAAAACUGGUAACAGACGGAUGUCCUCAACUUUUACCAUGUUUACACUCCUUGUGCCAAAAGUGUGUGUGUGUGGACUGCAGGGAGUGUCCAGUCUGUGGUGCAGUGUACACUCCUACAGAAGUUAUCGAUAAUCUCUUCUUCAAGAAAUCCCAGCAGACCACUCAGUGUGGGGGCUGCGGGGGAGCGGGGGCUGGGGGCUGGUGCGUCGAGUGUGGGGAGGCUCUCUGCCCCGAAUGCGUCUCCGCCCAUAAGAGGGUCAAGGUGACCCGCGAACACGCCGUCCUGCCGCAGAAGCCCCCCACAGUCUCUGCGCCCACGUUGUACUGUUCGACGCACAGGGAAGAGCGGGUGAAGCUCAUCUGCCAGUUGUGCGAUCAGGCGACCUGCCGUGAAUGUCAGCUGACCUUGCACAGGAACCACAGGUUUCAGUUUCUCCAUGAAGCUGUUGCAGAGGAGAAGGGUCAGAUCAGGUCUGUGAUGGAGGACCUGAGGCUGCAGAGGCAGGAAGUGAGGAGAAGCCUGUCGGACCUGGACAGGAGGCUGCUGGACGUGAAGGACCUCCAGAACAAACUGAACGGGGAACUGCGGGACACGAUCCUGAGGGUUCGGGACGCCCUGCUGAAGCGAGCCAUGACCCUGGCUGCGGAAGUCCAGGAGCAGUGUGGCUCAGAGAAGAGGAGUGUUCUGGAGAGACAGGAAGUGCUGAAGAAACUCGAGGAGAGGCAGACCUACCUCCUGUCCUUCACCGAGAGAGCCCUGGACACAGAAGGCUACUCGACACUGCUGUCCUGCAGACGGAAGAUUCAGACGCAGCUGCGGGACGUCAUGUCUCACGCCGUCUCCCCGGGAGACUGCAUGAUGAACCUGACCUUCCACUGCGCGCAGGACACCUACGGUCACAUGGCCACGUUCGGUCAAGUUGUGGUUGAAAAGGUCCCUUUUGCUUGUACAAAUAAUGAAAAUGCUAUCGGAAAGAAUCCUCAUCUACACAAAAACCAGACUCUUAAUAGCCAAGUCUUCUUCACCACCGAAACUCCACCCACAUCCUCUCCCAACCCUCCUACUUACUGUGACAACUCUCUCACUUCCUCUCAUAAAUCUGCUGCUUCUGCCCUUUCUGCUUCUUUCCAAACUUCAAGAACUUUAAACUCUAACACUUCCACUCACGAUUUGACAAUUUCCUGUCACAACCUUCCCACUCUUAGUUCUUCCCAAAUUCAAACGGCAUUCUCUCACAUCUCAACUACUUCCUCUGGCAACCCUCCCACUUCCUCUGGCAACCCUCCCACUUCCUCUCUCAACCCUUCCACUUCCUCUGGCAACCCUCCCACUUCCUCUCUCAACCCUUCCACUUCUUCUGGCAACCCUUCCACUUCCUCUGCUAAGGGUCCCAGUCUUUCUCAGAUGCUGUGCCCUUCUUCCUACAGACCUAUCGGAACCCCAGCUGUCUCCCACACCACAAUUUCUCCCUGUCACAGCAUAGCUGAUAUUUAUAACUCUAACCUCUCUUCCCGGGCAGUUAUGCUGCCUUACCUCCUUUCUACCUUCCCCCUCUCCUUACCUGUCGCUUUGUACUCUGUCUCCUUGAACGCUGCCCCCACGAUCCCCAUCCCUCUCACGCCAAAUGGUCAAAUGGCUAAUGCCAACACUCCUGCCAUACAAACGUCUGCCAGCAGUCCUUGCAGCCAAAUCUCACAGACCGUUGCACAGGCUGCCAUUCUCCCAGAAGCUCAAGACUCGAGUGUGUCUAUGCCGUUGGACACAGUGGUUGGUCUUGCCGCGUCCACAGAAGACCAGACUGCCAACGGAACUUUCCUGGCGCCCCCUGUGAAAGCGCUGGCAGACUCCCCGUGUGAGAGGACUCCCCCUGCUGGUGGUGCGCAGGAAGAACCUGUGAACCCUGCUGCCGCUGAAAAUGAGCCCACGUCCACCGUGGUGGAGGCGGACAUCACAGAGUGUGCUGGGGACCCCAGCGAGGAGGCGACACCUACAUCUGAUACCAGUUCGGCAUGUGAGAUUGCUUCUUCCAGAGCCACUGAUGACUCAUCAGUCAAUGGGCUGUCAGUCGGUUCCUUGGAUUCAGCUGGGGUAGACCUCCAGAUGCCUGCCUGCUCUCCAGGUAACACUGGAUCAAACCCCCAAAACCCCACCCAAUUUGAGUUGGGGGACCAGGGUGACCUCUUCAGAUGUCCUGUGAAGGAAGAUGACAACAAUGACAAAGAGACCAACAUUGCAAAUGAGGGUGACGAUCAGAAACCCAAGAAGGCAGAUAGGAGACCAGCCCUUGUGCCCUGUUUGAAAGUGCUGGCAGACUUCCUGGCCCAGAGGCCUCCCCCUACAGGCAGGAAGAAACAUGCAAACCCUGCUGCCGGAGAUACCGGGCGCGCCUCCACCGCGGCGGAGAUGGACAGCGACAAAACCUGCGUGGGAGCCGUUGUGGAGGUCGUACGGAAAACAGAUGCAGACUCAGCAGGCAAGACAGAUUACAGCAAUGACAUGGACUGGCAAAUCGGCCACAGUGAGGAGACUGAAGGCUUGGACAUCAAGAGUUUUCAGGAGCCCAGGGAAGCAGACAAAAGGCCCUUGGUUCCCAGAGUCUCUUUGGUGCGGCUACCCGUCUACCUCCCCCCGCCGGGUUGCCCCCUGCCCCAGUUCCGCCUCGUCCCCAGCGCCAACAAACAGGAAGUUCACCUGGAGCAGAUACUCGAGGAGGACCAGUCGGCUGUUGGGGCCGCCGUCCUGCUGUCGCACCCCCCCAGGCCCCCACAGGCCAGGAAGGUGAGGUGCGCUGUCUGCCGUGAAGCUGGGGAGCUGAGCCAGUGCGCGGACUGUGGGAGUAGCUUCCACGCGGACUGCCACCUCACGCCCGUCACCGACAGCGACAGCUGGCAGUGCAUGGUGUGUGAGGACCUGUGGGAGGUCAAGGUUCACCAGAGCAGGGUGUCAGAGCAAGACUCCGCCCUCGGACUGCCUGAUCAGAGCAAAUGCAAACGUCUCUUUCUCACCCUGAUAAGUCAGAAGCACAGCGCUCUCCUGUACCGGCAGCCAGAGCUCCUGUCUCCCUCCUCACGUUACGUGGACAUCACGCUGAUCCGUGAUAGGCUGCUGCAGAAACUGUCGCCGGCGUACCUCCCCUCGGAGUUCGUGUCCGACGUCUGGCUUCUCUUGAACAGCCUUCAGAAGAGUCCGGAAGACAUCAAGCCUGUGGCGAAACUUCAGAGAACCUUCCAGAAGAGGCUGAGGAAAGCUUUCGGGAGCAGCCUGCACCCCUCGCUCCUGGAGUCGCCCCCGGGGAAGAAGGUGGAGGCGUUCGAAGGGGGCGCAGAAGCCCAGGGGGCUGAGGAGGCGAGGCAGACGAUGAAGAGGAAGAGGAAGGAGGAGUCUGUUAAGGAGGAGCUGUCGGAGCCGUCUAUGAAGAAACUCUGCAAGGAUGAGGAGAGGGAGGGAGGGAUGGAGUGAUGGAGGAGGUGGAAGAGGGAGAAGAGGAAGGGCGCCAUUUUAUUCCAGUACAUUACCAUGAAUGUGCCUCAUUUCCUCCUUUUGUUUUUUUUUUUGGGGGGGGGGGGGGGAGUGGGAGUGCUAGGAGCAAUGGUGUCUCUGGCUCACUUGCUUUACUCCAAGUUGACAGAUCCUCCAAAGUAGACAAUACCAGUGUUUCGCCACCAGGUGGCAUAAAUGCACUUUUUGGAAGAUAACUCAGGUAUUCUAUUCUUAUUCUUGUACUGUGGUGGACAAGGGGACAUUAUUCACAGAGAAACCACUGCUCACUGCUUUUUAUUUGGUUGUAUGGUACUGUCUUUUCUAUCACUGUUUAUAAUAAACAAUUGUAAUAUA
Molecule: messenger RNA, 4065 nt
Organism: Anguilla rostrata (American eel)
Lineage: Eukaryota; Metazoa; Chordata; Actinopteri; Anguilliformes; Anguillidae
Product: transcription intermediary factor 1-beta-like
Exons: 20
Coding region: 118-3690 (1190 amino acids)
Biological process (GO): protein monoubiquitination
Molecular function (GO): zinc ion binding; ubiquitin protein ligase activity
Source: RefSeq, a predicted model, not a curated record